Besnoitia besnoiti is the source of this 27339-nucleotide messenger RNA. RefSeq lists its product as uncharacterized. Gene Ontology annotation, cellular component: preribosome, large subunit precursor. Lineage: Eukaryota; Apicomplexa; Conoidasida; Eucoccidiorida; Sarcocystidae. The coding region runs from base 1 to 27339 and encodes 9112 amino acids. Gene Ontology annotation, biological process: ribosomal large subunit assembly; rRNA processing. The record is from RefSeq and is a predicted model, not a curated record. The transcript is spliced from 20 exons. Gene Ontology annotation, molecular function: ATP hydrolysis activity; ATP binding.
AUGGUGUCUCGCAAGAGACAUGCACCCCAUCCUCAGGGGGCAAGCUGCGCUGCGGGUGCGACGGAUGAAGAGAUCCGCGCCGCCGCUGGUGCUGGGGCAGCUCUUCUUCCUCUAGUUCGUGCACUGCUCGAAAAUGUCUCAGAGCAACUCCGGACAGAGCGCCUGAGAGAAAGUAACCCAGCGGCCAGGCUGCAGCAACGCAGUGGCUAUGGUGACUCUUCUCCAGAUGGCAAGGUGGACAGUCGGCGGGUUUCGGAGGGGGACCACGGUUCAGCUGCAGACUUGCCGUGCAAGCGACAGAAGGCAUCUGCAUCGGCGCCAGCCACCCAAGGAGGUGAAUGCGAGCCGCCACUGGUCUUGAGCGAUGACAGGGACAGCGGACGGCAGACCUCUCCGGAGAUCUCCAGGAGCCGCCCUUCGUUAGCCGAAGCUUCAUCUGUGGCGCAUGAACCCGAGUCAGUCUCCAAUCGAGGAGGGUCCUGCUUUACCAGCGUGCCGAGACGUGUCCAACGUCACGCUUACCGUCGGUGCAUGCGGCUCGAGAACCUAUUGAAGCAUCUCGAGUCGCUUGCAUCCUCUCCUCCGCAGGGGCGCGAAGACCCUGCAACCCGCUCUUCGCUGUCUUCGUUAUCAAUUCCUCAAAUCGGACAGGAGUUCCUUAUCUGUUUGAGUGAACUUCUGCUCAGUCCCGUAACAGCUGAGGUGGCGGCGCGCUACUGCCCGCAGCUGUCCACGGUUGUCGCUGCCUCGCUCCUGUUGCCCCCCACUGUCAGGUCUGAGCAAGGAGACGAUGCUGGACUUUUUUCGUUUCCGCUGGCCCCAACGAAUGCAGCUCCAGCCGAGAAUUCGAAAAGCGUGCGACCCCAGAAACGUUGCCGGGUCUCAGGGGACGGCUCGAAUCAAUGCUCAUCUGGCGUCACACUGACUCGCGGAGAGUCCAGCAACUCUUGUGAUAGAGAUGGAGGAGCCAACGGGGACUCGAGAACCGAAGCCGUGCGUUUUCCUUCUUUGGAUGGCGAGGAGAGGUUGCAAGACUCGCGCCAAGCUUAUCGCCUUAUCCUAGCGGCUCGCCUGCUGUCAGACCGGCUUCUCUGCACCGUGGCAUCCGACUUUCUAGAACGAACACUGUUGGUCCAGUUUGACCGGCCGGCGGACCAAGACGCUUCCGCUGGACAUGAAGCAGGCGCCUCCACGGGGCCAGCAGAGAAGCUCCCAGUUGCUUGCUCGACGUCACAUACCAUCAGCAAUCCGGAAAAAGCAAUCAGGAUCCUGCUGCGUGCAUGCGGCUCGUUCGGACCGGACCGGCGCGACAGCGCCAUACAAGACGCGGGUAGAGCCGCAGAGUCGGCGCCAGCACGGAGUCGCGCUCUAGAUACCUCAGGCGCUUCUUCACGCAUGGAUGCUCUCUCGACCGAAGAGGAGCAUUUUUGGGCCAGACAGUGUCUCGUUGCAGUUCGACGCCUCCUUUUGGUGAGCGGCGCUCGAAGCCAGCGUUGCACUCCAGGGUCGAGUAUUGGAACGGAGGCCACGAGCCAAGGAACUGCUCUGGGCAAUCGUGAACAGGAAGUCGCCGCCACUAAUGUGAGGACACAACUGCAUCUGUCGCCUCUUCUGCUUCACAUAUGCCGGGUGCUGCUUCGUUCCUGCGACCCGCUACUCGCAUUUCUGGCAUCGCGGUGUCUGCUGGCGCUUCUCAAAGUUAAGGACACGGGGAACGUGCCCACCUGCAGCUCUGGGCUCCCACGCAGAUCAGAAGCACGCAAGAAGGAUAUAUCUUCUGUGGCGUCCAGUGAUGCCCCCAUCUUGAAGACGGAGGGUGGUUGCCGCCAGUCGAUCAGUAACGGCCAUGCCAGUGACGCCUCGUGCGAGGUUCACCAGGCCGUGGCCUGUGGACGAGCGCACGCUGAGUUUUUCCGGGAGGCGGAGCUGUUUUUUGGAACUGGUGGCGUCUUCCCUCCGAGUUCUACUGAACCGUCAACUGCACUGUUUGGUUGCGUUUUCUCCCCCUUGGUUUUCCUGUCCUCCUCUCUGGAGAGACACGCGCUUGCGCACUUCCCCGCCCUUCGACGGGUGGCUGCUCUGGCCGCGGCAGGCUUCGGCCGCGUGGCUGGGUUAGGCUCCGCGUUAGAGGAUACUUUCGCAUCGUCUGCCUCGUCCGCGUCGCCCCUGCCUGGCAGGGGGGACCUGACGAAGCCCCUUCCGGUGCAAGACGCGCUGGCUAACAAGCCACUCAUUUGUUCGCCGGCUACCGCCUUCCUGCCCCUUGUGCGAACACGCACGGCUCGACUACUUGUCGACAGGUUGCGUUGCUGCUGCGUGACCGGGCAUGACGUCCGAGGGCGUGCGCGGCCUGCCAUUCUCCUUCACGGCCCGCCUGGAUCGGGCAAAACCGGCCUUAUCCGUUGGGUGGCGCGUGCGCUUGGGCAGACACAGCCGCCUAUUUCCUUCUUCCUAGACGAUCAAACGGAUGCAAAAACCCUCAUCGGUUCCUGGGUAUGCAGCCGGGAUGGAGGGAGUCUGUUCACGUGGCAGGAUGGCUUGCUCACUCGCUGCGUGGCUGAGGGACGUUGGUGCAUCUUCCAGCAAGUCCAGCGGCUCCCUACGAAUGUGCUAGCGCUGUCGGCAACUUUGGCGACAGAAGGACGCUUGGUGAUCAAUGAACAGCAUCGUGUUGUUCAGGCGCACCCCAGCUUUACUCUCUUCGCCACCAUAACGCCGCAGGAAGUGACAGGAGGCGGGGCGCAUUCAGCGUUUCUCCGCGCGCUGCGCUCGCGCCGUGCCCUCUCUACUGAGGUUGCUGCCGGCAGUGACACAGACAGCGUUGGGCCCGUGCAAAGCUGUGCUGCAUUUGGGCAGAAAGGCGAUUCCCGUAUUCGGGUUCCGACCGCUUCUGGCACAGCUUCGGACGGCCCUCCGGCAGGCGAUUGCACGAGCGACGUGGAGGCGAUGCUGCGGCUUUUCCGGUCGGCGUCGGAGACCCCUCCUUUGUUGAGGUCCUGGAUUACCUUAUACGUCCCGCAUCCUUCGCGUACCGACAUUCUUCGCAUCAUCGAAGAAUCGUUUUCAGCAGUAAAGCCCAUUGCCGCGCGUACCAUUGCAGCUGUUCAAGCAGCAUGCUGCGGCUCUACGGAUGCCGCACUGGCCACGGUCGCGUCACAAGAUGCCUGCGACAUUGCGGCUGAACGCCAAAAAGCUAGCGAGUUUUACCGCGCAUCAGGAGGGCGGCUGCCACAGCUAAGAGACUUGCUCAAGCUCACUCGCCGGCUGGAAAACGAGGCAAAAGCCAUCGCAUCGCCGGCUAGUGCUGCGUUCUCUGGACCACAUCUGUCAGAGGCGGUGCGAGUACGGGUGCUUCGGGCAGCAGUUGCCACCCUUUUCUCAUGCAUAGGAAACGCACAGGAUCGCCUCGAGGCGGCUGCACGUUUCGGCGCUGUCUGGGACAUAGACAGGCGCCUCGUCGCGUACAUGCUGGAUGAGGAGAUUCCAGCGGUUCAGACGACGCGAGACCACCUCAUUGUUGGGCCUUACACCUUGACUCGUCUCACUGCAUCGACACCGACUAAGCAAUCGUAUCUGCAGAUUGGUGAUCAGGGAUCCGAAAAUUUUCAGUCGUCACUACCGAGCCCCACAAAGAGACCAACAGAGACCGACUCGUCACCAGCAAAAGGUUGCGGGAGCAAGGCUCUCAUCGCGGCGUCGCAUGGAAACUUUUUCAAAGCUGGGCUCAGCAAGUCUGUCUUCUCCCCGACAUCGUUGCAGCUUCGCGUGCUCCAACACAUCGUCGGUGCUUUGGCACACGGCGAGCCGCUCCUGCUAGUGGGAGACACCGGAUGUGGAAAAACUGCUCUGGUUUCCCAUGUUGGUUCCCUCACCGGCGCUGAAGUUGUUGUUUACAACUUCAGCGAGCAGAGUGAGGCAGCAGAUCUUAUUGGGUCCUGGAGACCGGAAGAAGAUCCGGCGAAGCACAUCAAAGAGGUCUGGCAGGAGUGCAUGUACCUUUUGCAGACUUAUGGGGGGCCCCGACUGUGGGCAGCGGAUCCCGAUCGUGACGCCGGGAGCACAACUACGUCAAGGACUGUGGGAGAAGACGCUGGCAUAGAAAAGCGGAAAAAGAAACGCACCGUGCGGCAGCAUGAUGCUGAACCACACAGUGCCGGCAACACCAAAAAGGAGGAGACGCAGAACCUGGAGUUGUCGCAUCUACUCAUUAACGGCCAGAAACUCCUGCAACGGAGGACGUUCAUUGCGGUCCUGGAAUUGUCACUGGCUGUCGCAAGGGCUGCGAAAGAUUCCGUCGAUUCUGGCGGAUCAACACUUGUUGGUCCGGCGGCAUUCGGAUUGAGAAAUGAGCCGCAAAAAGGGAGCAGUCUACAGCAGAGCGGACAGGAUGCUGACAAGAGAGAAGCGCGAAACACCAUAGAGACCCUGACGGCCCGUACGGCCCUCGACGGCAAUGCUGGCAAACAGAACAUCGCGGCUAUGCUGUCGAUUCGGUGGCAGAGGUUGGCGAAUAGGUGCGAGCAGUUGCUUCGAGAUCCUCGAGUCGUGGAGGAAAGUGCGCCGGCACCACGAUCACUCUCGUCCUACCUUCUCACACUGGGGCUCGGAGCGGGCACUCCAUUAUCAACCGACACCUCAGGCUCUUCGCGCACUGCAAAGCAUGCUUCGGGGGGAAGUAGCACAGCCGGUGUGAGGCCCCCUAUUAGAUUUGUUCUACGCGAAGGCCUACUGGUGGAUGCUAUCCGUACAGGCAAAUGGCUUCUCCUAGAUGAAAUAAACCUGGCACCAGCUGACGUGUUGCAGCGCCUUGUUGGGAUUCUUGACGAUCCCACAGAACCCUUUCUGGUCCUCGAAGACAGUAGCCGCGCGCCAGUCCAGCGACAUCCAAACUUCCGACUGUUCGCGUGUAUGAAUCCACCGCGCCUAGCCAGCAUGUCGAGCGCCGCUGGGACGUCUCCCGCGUUGCUGAAGAGACGCCAGGAUGCACUGAAGAGUGACGAACGAGUUGCAGAGGGACCGACUAGCGCGGCCACGGGAAAGAAGGAGCUUCCAUCGGAUUUCCGCCACCGGUUCACUGAGCUCUACGUCGACGAGCUCACCUUGCUCGAGGAUGUCGUGACAGUGAUCGACAGCUACCUGGUUCCUCUGGCACCUCACCCGCCAUCACGUUCACUUGCAAAGGUCUACUUGCAACUCCGAAAGCUUGCAUCCGAGUACCAGAUCUUGGAUGGAUCUGGGCGACCUCCGUCGUUUUCGAUCAGGACGCUUGUUCGCGCACUGAAACAUUGCGUCGCCUGCGUACGCAGGCCCACGUCGCCGUCUCCGCUUCAUGCGGCGCUGGGAGACGGCGUGCUUUCUGCAUUCGCCACUCCGCUAUCAACCAGUAGCGUGAAGGCAGUGGAGUCUCUGUUGCAGUCGAUAUUGGGGGUCAGCGAGCCGCGUCCGGCGAAGUGCAAAGAAAGUGACGCGGCUUCCGCGGGCCAGGCAGACGUGACACUAGUCAUGUCCAGUGACGGUAGUCAGGUUGAGUACGUGAAGGUGGAGGGCUACCUUAUCAAAGCCGGCCCGCUGCCCAUCGACGUAAACGACGCUCACAAGCAUUUUGUCGUCACCCCGUCAGUACGAGCUCAGCUCCGGACGUUGGCGCGCCAUCUCUCCGGCAGCCGGUCCGCCCUCCUUCUGGAAGGGCCGACCUCAGCUGGGAAAACCACCGUGGUGGGCUUCCUGGCGAAGCUAACAGGACACGCGUUCUUGCGCAUCAAUAAUCAUGAACACACAGAUGUCCAAGAGUACACGGGCCAAUAUGUUUGUGGCGAAAAAGGCAACAUCAUCUUUGAGGAAGGCCCGUUGGUGAAGGCGGCUAGGGAAGGCUCCUGGGUAGUCAUUGAUGAACUCAAUCUCGCUCCAAGCGAGGUUCUUGAAGGUCUGAACCGUUUGCUGGACGACAACAGAGAGCUGUUCAUACCCGAGACAAAUACUACGGUGAAGGCGCACAGCGAUUUCCAGUUGUUUGCAACACAGAAUCCGUCGUGCUUGGGACAGUAUGGAGGCCGCAAGAAUUUAUCCAGGGCGUUCCGGAACCGCUUUGUGGAAGUCUUCUUUGCGGACUUUCCCGCGAACGAUCUCCUCAUCAUGCUUCAGCAUCGGUGCAGAUUGCCUCUAUCGCGGGCGCAGGCAAUGCUGCGAACGUAUACCGAACUUUCAACAAAGCGCUCUCGCAGCUCGAUUUUCUCCGGAUCCCACAGCUUCAUGACAAUCCGCGAUCUUCUUCGCUGGGGCCGCCGAGUGGGGAACUCUCCGUUCACCACGGGUACUUGCUCCGGUUCGGACAAGGAUAAAACGCGUUCAACUGAGAGUGCGUUGGAAGACAAUUCUGGCGAGAACGCAAAUGCACAGGUAUCAGGUACCUCAAAGGAGGGAGGGGCGAUGGCGUUGGGGGCCAGCACAGCUCCACUUCCUUCGUCUCUAGAGGAAGUCGCUUUGGAAGGAUGGAUGCUAAUUGGUGAGAGGCUGCGCAAUGCAGAUGAGCGGGAAGUGGUGCGGGAAGCGAUCGAGCGCCACUGUCUUCGGUCUACAACUCGCCACCCGAAGCGCCUUCACAUUGACUACACAACAGACCCCUACGUGUGCCGCUUCCGAACGAAGCUGGAGAACAAGAUCUUCGAUGCGAUGUCAGCUCCGGCCGAGCACUCGGGCACUGCGGUCUGCCCUGGUCGAACCGGGACAACUCCGCUCCAGAACCCGGAAGAGUGCAAGGUGUCGCGGUGCCAAGCGGCACCCGAUACGACCAACCGCACCCGAGGGAGGCGACUGCCUGCGUGCCUACCGUACGUCUUUACUGAAAGCUCCUGCCGGCUGCUGGCUUUAUUGCUCCGGUGCGUAUCAUUCGAUGAACCCGCACUCAUCGUCGGCGAGACAGGCGGAGGCAAGACUGCGACUUGUGAGCUGGUGGCGUGGGUUGAGGGUCACCGUGCAGGAACCACUGAGGCCGCUGACGCAGGAAGCUGCAAGGAGGACACGAGCAACGACACCAACUUGAUGAGCAUGUUCAAUUGCUACCUGCAAAUGGAGGCGGCUGACUUGCUGGGGAGCAUGAAGCCAACGAGCAGAGAGAAACGCCGACGGGCCGAGGAGGAGGAGAAACGGUGGAGGAAGGCGCUUGAGUCUCUGCUAACAUUCAGCUACGAGGACUGCACAGCAACGCAUUUGCCGAACGACCUUUCUUCUCAGCUGCAACAGUUGAGGCUCCCGGCGGCAUUCAAGGCAUCCGUUUCUACGCUGGCGGCUGACACGCUGAAGUUCUUGGGUGGAUCUGCAAAGGCGGUGGCCGCAGCGGUUAGCGCGGCCGGAGGGGACCAGGGCAGAUGUGCAGAAAUGAUCUGCCGGGCAGUUAAGGCGGCUGCGAGGAAGGCACUCGCAACCCGAAUGGGCGCAACAAAGGAUGACUCUAACCGCGCGUCGCUGCCUCCACGUGACCCGGCUGCGUAUUGCAAGAACUCGGACCGAUCUGGUACCGCCACUGUCAACAGCUGCGGUGAAGAGCGGGAGGGCGUUCGACCGCAGGGAGGUUCUCCGCUGAACAACGGCGACUCAGAGAGAGCUGGCAGCGCCACAGCGAACAAGAAACGCCGAAAAGGCAAGCAGGCGAGAGAGAAGAGUGAAAGCUACGAUGCCACGAGUGAGAACAAGAAAGAACACUCGAAUGCGCUGCAGGCCUGCUCGUUGUCGGUCAAACGCGCCAGUACUGAAACACAUUCUGGCACAACGUUGGGUGGGCGCGAUUGCGUAGAUGGACAUGACCAAAGAGAGCAAGCUGCUGUUGCUGCUGAGAGGGAUGCGGACUGCCGUCCUUACUUAAUCGUCGUGUCGGAGGCUUGCAUGAAGUGGCUUCAGGCAGUGCGAAGUGCGCAGCAACUUUUCGAGUGGGAAGAUGGCCCGGUAGUGACAGCGAUGAAGAGAGGCCAAAUGUUUCUUCUGGACGAAAUAUCCCUCGCGCAGGAUGCCGUGUUGGAGAGGCUGAACUGCCUUUUGGAGGACUCUCGAGAAAUUGUGCUCAGCGAGAAAGGCGGAGCUGCAGAGGUUAUCAAGGCUGCCUCAGGAUUCAGGUUCUUUGCUACUAUGAAUCCUGGGGGAGACUUCGGCAAACGAGAGCUGUCCCCAGCGCUUCGAAAUCGAAUGACAGAAAUUUAUGUUCCAUCCUUCGAUUUUGCAUCCAGCGACGCGAUUGCUCUAGUGCAGCGCCGUCUGAUGUCGACCGCCUGCGAAGUGGUGCUCCAGGAUUUGGCCCGAUUCCAGCUGCCAUCGGCUACAGCGGGAGAGGGAUCCUGUUUCGAUAAAGUCACUCGAAAGCAGCCAGGCGGGAAUGUGGAGCCGUCGCCGACUACCAAAGUCGACAGGAAUGACCCAACAAGCUCAACGGCGGCAGCGGCCUUUACCUAUUCUAGUCGUACAAAACAUCUUUUGACGGCCGUGUCUUCCGCGAUAUUGAAGGCGCUUUCGUGGUUCAAUCGCCAUGCACAGCGGGGUGCUUCAGUGCGUGAUAUUUUGAGCUGGGUGUCGUUCCUUGAUGCCUUCGUCAGUCAACAGACCACGCUCAUCCGCUCUUUGCAAAAUGGGAGCGCGAACGACAUGCCUCCAAAAAAAGACGUAAAUGGUAGCGACGAUGCCGAGCGCGUGCUUACGGUAGCUUCGGCGUGGACAGUGAUUGAGGGAUUCGUUCAUGGGGGCUGCACGACUUUGCUAGAUGGCCUUGGAGUUGGUAACGAGGUACGUGUUAGCAGGGAGGAAGUUAUCGAAUUGGAGGCGGCAUUGCUGCAUGAAGAAAACUCGUCAGGCGAAGGAGAGGAGCCUUGCAGUGCCGCGGAGAGAGAUCGGCGCCUUCGGCGGAUGGCUGAAAAACGCGUUGCCGGCCGGGAUAGUCAACAACUCGCACACCGGGCCAUUCUCUUGGUGCUCUUGACCGAGGCAUUGAACCUUAGAACUCUGCUGCAGGUGGAUGAGGAUGAACGAGCGGCGAUGCCGGCGGUGCGGAAGGAGAAAACAAAGGCAGCCGCGGGGACCAAGUUGCACAGAGGUGCUACAGAGCUGCAGACAUCUAUAGCGGAGCUCUGUCGCAGAGGUACAUUCACGCUCUCGUGGAGGCAAGUCGUAGACGCGUUCGGCGAAGACGGCUUGGAGUGGGCGAGACGGGCACUGCAGGAGAUGGCUGGAGGCAAGUCCGACGGAUCGGUUCCGCAGGUUCUGGUUGAUAAGGGGUAUUCCAGCGGCUUGUGGGUUGGACCAUUCAGGCUUCCAAUGAAACAAUGCCAGAGAGGACAGCCACUGUUCAGCGAUGUGCACGACGGUGAGGAAGCACCAGAGAGACGCCCAGAUCACCAACAAUCCGGAUUGCAACACGAAUCCACCACGAGCGUGCCGCGGCGAGAGUCGAGUGCCGACGCCGCAGAGCGCGCAGGUUUCGUCAUCCGAUCUCCCACAACGAUUGUAACAGUCGGCAGACUCUUGAGAUGUCUGCUGCUGGUGCAAGGCGAAGUUCUGCGUGAAACAAAAGUCGACGAUGAACAUGCAGUGAACAAUAUAAGCGCACAACCCCGGUUCCCGAAGCCGUGCGCAGCUGGACGACAUGCAGUUUUACUCGAAGGGCCGCCAGGCGCUGGGAAAACGUUUGCGCUUGGGAUGCUGGCAGCACUGUCUGGACGACGGCUCGUCCGCUUAAACAUGAGCGAGGAUUCCGAGUUGAGCGAUUUAAUCGGCAUGUUUGUACCAGCGGGCGCCGCGGACGAAGAGGAACAAGAGACCCUACGACGGCCGAGCGACAGUGAUAAUCAGUCGCGGGCUAAGGCGGACAACGCAUACGACCUUUCAAAAAUGCAAGACAACGAGGCCGUGCCGGAGAGCCCCCAAACGGGCAAAUCUUCAAGGUUUCGGUGGGUUGAUGGUGUGUUGACGCGGGCGGUGCGCGACGGGGACUGGAUUUUGCUGGAUGAGAUCAAUCUGGCGAGCCAGGCAACUCUGGAAGGCCUGAAUUCUCUCCUGGACCAUCGGCGCUGCCUGUUCCUGCCCAACACACCUGUCCCGCUUAUUGCGCCCCCAUCGUUUUGUAUGUUUGCGACUCAAAACCCGGCAGCGGCACGAAUGGAGGUUACGAAGGCGCCCCGUGUGGAGUCCUCAGGAUCCAGCAGCGACAAAAGCGAUAUGGCGUCGGGAGUGGUAAACCAGCAGAAGUGUGAGGAAGAUGCCGAGUAUCGAGCUGCUCCUCAGACAAGGGGAGUAAGCGGUCGAAAAGGCUUGCCCCAGUCUUUUCUGAAUCGGUUUUACAAGCUGGCUGUGAAUGACCUGGGACCAAGCGAUCUCAGGGCCAUAGCCUCCAACAUCCUUAACGCCCGCCAGGCUAGUCAGACGGAGCUACUAAAACCAUUGUCCGGCCGCAUUGCUGCAUGCGUGGUUCGGUCAGUUCUAGAGCUUCGACGACUCUCGUGGUCUGCAGCUUUCCACGGGCGAGAAGAGUGGGAGUGGAACGUCAGAGAUGUUGUCAAAGUGAUGCGCCUUGUUUCAGAAGGGCUCCCCUCUAGGGAUUUCCGCGUGGCAACAGCGCUGACGCUUCUGUCGCGACUUCGCUGCAAGAAAGAUGUUGAUUUGGCAGCGGCCUGCCUUCGUCGCUGCUUCCCCAAGAACAUUUUGGCUCGCGAACUAAAGAGCGACACCACCACAUUUUCAUAUUGUGGUGUAUCGGAAGAAGGACCCCGGGGCAAGCCCACCCUGGCGCUUCAGCCUGUAGACAACUUGCGUCCAGCAGACGGUUGCGAGACCUUGGCGGCCUGGAAACUCGCUCACUGGGACUAUCGGGGAUGCCAUUCCCUAGGUGAAGGAAGUGCAGUUAGAUCCUGGAGGAGAAACCAGCCGGGACUAGGCAACGCGAUGAACGGAGAGGAUUUAUUUUCAUUGGCGGAUGCCGCUUGGAGCGAUGCGUCUUUAGAUUUGUCGGUGCGCUUUGGAGGCACUGGACGAAAUCUGUGGGUGGGCGAUAUGUCCCUCCCUGUGACGGCGGCUUCGUACGGAGAACCUGGAGGCGAGUGCUUGCAGUCGGAUGCUUCGACCGCAGACGAGUAUCCCCUGGACGCUGCGCCUCGCGACCGAGAUGAAGCCGUGCUCCUUGACACGCAGCGAUCCGUGGUCGGCAUUGUGGCUUGUGCGGUCAAAGUCAACUGGCCAGUUCUACUUGUUGGCGACCCCGGAAGUGGUAAAUCGAGCACGGUGCGUUGGCUAGCCAGCGCACUUCGUCAGCCCCUGUGUGAGAUGCGUCUCUCGCCUACAAUGGACUCUUCAGACCUCUUCGGUUCUUUCCAGAGUGCGGACAACGUCCAAGAUUUACUCGAAAUCGCCACCCACACGGAUGCACUGGCAUUCAGAUUUCUUCAUCAGUUCGCGACAGUGCCGCCAAGUGUUGACUUACCUGCAGACUUAGAGCGCGCCGUGACUGGUGUGCAGGCAGCUCGACCCCGCCUUGAGUUCGCGAGGAAACGCAUGGCGGUGUGCGGCACCAAGGAAGGCACCGUUGCCGAUAAUGGUGCUGUUCCGCAGACCGCCGGCGGACGAAAUGCUCCACAAAAGCGAGAGAGCAAGUUUGCUGUUCUUGCGGAGGCAUGCCGAGUCUUGCUGCGGCUGCUGAUCAGAGGGUCAGACCUAGUCAGUGGGAAGCAGGACCACCGAGGGCGCAUGAGCGGCAAUACCUCUUCUGUGGGGGGUGAGGCGAAACGCCUGAAGCGGCAGCUAGACAUCCUGUACAUUACUGGUAAGGGAGGAGCUUCAGUCCGCGGCAGUGAAGGCGGCUCUCAGCGUUUCACGUGGCGAGAUAGUCCACUGGUGAUGGCAGUUGAGCAAGGUAAUUGGCUGUUGCUUCGGGAAGCACAUCUCUGCCCUCCAGCUGUUCUGGAUCGGCUGAACGCUCUGCUGGAAGAAAACGGUGAGCUGGUUCUCACUGAAUCGGGAAGGCCUCGCAGACUGCGUCCACACCCGCGCUUUCGUAUCUUCUUGACGGCGGAGACCAACCGCGCAAAGGCUCUAUCAAACGCACUCCGGAACCGUUGCUUGGAGGUCUUCGUUCAAGCGGCGACAGGUGCCAUCGCCCCCCACGCUUGCGAUGAACUUGUCGACGCUGCUGUUGGAUAUGACUCCGAACACUCCGCUUUCGCGGCCGCCGGGGAUCGUACCGGGCUGAGUGACGAGCGCGCUGUAGCUCAGGCUGGAAGCAACGACUCGCUGAGCACUUCUGUUGCGGUGACGACAAGACAGCCGAGCAACUGGGGGGUCACAACAUUCCAUCAUUUUCUGGCGACGCUGCGCGAGUUUGACGGACUAGGCGCAGCAAAACGUCUGGACGCCGAAGGAACCUUCCACAUCAACAUGAGAUCUGGGUCGACUCGCGUGCUAACUACUUGCUUGGAGGUUUGGGCCCAGUCGCUGCUUGGAGAGAACUCGGCCGCGGAGACGAACACAUCCAGCACUCCUCCGGUUACUUCUGAAGACCGCGCAGCCGGCACAACGAUCACUCUUUGGCUUCUUGCAACUUUCCUCGACUGGGUGGGCAUGAGACAGUCACUCACUGGAAACGUGCAGAUGUUCUGCGACUUGGCGAUACAGACGGACGCAGUCAGGAUCGCUGUUGCGGAGUUCGAUGCAUGCGACAGCCGCACCUAUUUGCUCGCGUCCGCCAUGGGGGCGACGCACGCCGGGCUUCUUGGCCUCAUGCAGCACUUGACCGGCAGUGAACUCCGCGCGUUUAUCAAGCUCGCGCGUCGAGGGCUCUUCUCACGACAUACGAGUGCCAACAGCGGGAUUGUUGCCGAGGAGGAUUUGACACAGAGCGUCACAGCAGACGAAGGUCAACGGAGAUCAGAUAGAACGGAAAAGGUACAAUCCGCAUUGCACUUUUUGCGGCGUCUACGGGACGCCUUUCCGGAGCGUCUACUUAGUGCUGGGUUGCGAGGUCUUGCUGACCUGGCACACCAGCUUGGUGGCGGAAAGAGCGCAGGGACAAAGGUGAACUGGAGUUGCCUGCAAGGGUGGUGCCGCACAUACCUGUCAGCUUGCCGCUUGUCGCAGGAAGGCCUAGAGAGCACAUGCGCGAGUGCUGAGCGUGGUGGCAGCGAUGUGGUUGACAGCCGCCUCACGCGGCUAGCCUCUGACAGUUACCUCAAUUCCCUGGAUUUCUACCAGCUGUUCAGCUCGUUUCUGUGGAGGUAUGCUGGUGCCUUUGGGGACGGCACCGCCCUAAGGCUGAUACUACUGUUCCUUCUUCAAGCAUCACUCGAAUCGCACCUGCCUGACGCUCACACUCAACGCGAAGUGGGAAGCGGUACGCGGCGGGAUGGUACUGUUCGCCUUCGAGGCCGAUCUCGGCAUUCCUUGCCGUCCAGCAUUUGGAGACCGAAGAUUCUCUGCAGUCUAGUAUCGACGAGCCCAUCUGCGGCGGCCCGGCCCGCCAGACGCGAUCGCGGCUUUCUGUUCCAUUCACAGCAAUGUCUCCUUCAACCGGCCCUGAAGUACCUGUGCACGACUAACGCAGCUGUGACCACUCUCGGUUACACGCAGACGGGACCGGCAGCCCAGAUCCGGAAUGAAGCAGCCUUGCUUCUCUCUCUCCUUCAGUCCCGGAGACCACUUGUGGCGAACGGGAGCGCUAGCCUCGACGACCUUGCUUUGGCGCUCCAGCUGCUCGUUUCGCACGCUGCAUCGAAGGAGGAGUUGCUGCAGCGAGUUUCAUUCUUGACGGUACUCUCCGCCGAGCACAACUGGUCGCGGACAGGAGGUAGCCUAGGGCGGACGCAGGGACAGGAGGUGUCCUGUGUCGAUGGCAGCGGAAAGCUUUCGUCUCCAACCUGCAGCCACCCCUCUGGACGGAAGCGGGUGCGAAGGGGCAGUGGAUGCGGGGUCGCAGAGGAGGAGACAAAAGUCGAAGACUCCGGAAAUUUCUUCGCAUCUCUGGGGGACACCUUGUCGCGGGAAUACCUUGCUGCAGUGGUACAAGCUCUCCGCGAAAAUACUGAAACCGUGGAGGUGGCUUUUGCUGCGCUUUCAACGCUCUCCCAUCGAUUGCAAGGAGAUGAUGCGGCCUCCGUGGGACCGCGCUCGGCAGCUGGCCUUCCGCCCGUUUUGGAAGCUUAUAAAGCCCUCGGAAAACUCAUUCGGGCGUACGAGGUGCAAGGCGCAGAGGGAGAUUUGCCUGGAGAUGCCAACAAGGCGAGGCUCGGAACCGCGGCGGGUCGCACGUCAGGCGCAGCGCACAGUCAGGCGCAGCAGGGAGGUGCGGCACUGCUGCUAGACGGCGGCGAAAGCGACGGGGUCGCGCGGCUGCAAGGUCUCCAUCUUCUCCGCAGCCUUGUGCAGGCAACCGAGGCAGCGCUCUACUCUGUCCUGCUGCCCACUCGUAUGGUUGCUGCGCAGCUGGCCGCAACCAAGACAACCGCAGACCUCGAUGCGUGGGCAUCGAAAUAUCUUGUAGAUACGUGUUCCCCGUUCGACAAGACGACUCAUUCGGAGCGCGACCUAGACUGCGUUACCAUCCCGAACGCCGGCGCAGAAGUUCAACCAGGAAAGCACGCGAUGGAAACGGCGCCUUCUGGAUACGCUAGCCGGGGACGCCCUGCCGGCGCGGGAUCUGUCGGCCUACGACGGGAACGGGGCUUCUGCCUACUGCUGCUGGCUCAUAUGCAAGCCACUGGAAUUCCGCUGCCAUGGGAGUCAAAGCGGAAGCUGCACCAGGAGGCGCUGAAGGCUUUCACAGGAGCGACGGACGCAUUAUUUUGCCUGCUCACUCCCAGUUUUCUCCUGGCGUUGCAUGAUGGCCUUGUUGGCGCUUAUAACCGCGUCGUUACUCAAAUCCCGAGCUUGUGUUCUGUUGACACUGCUCAGGGUUUACUAGACCCCAUGGAUGCACAGGGAAGUGACGCGGGAGCUUGGCAGACACGCGAGGCUCUGCAGAAUUCGAGACUGUGCCUCGUUGCGCUGACUGAGUCGUUUACCUGCCUCGCUCACCUUUUCGAACACUUCCUCAGGAGUUGGCGCUUCACGCGCACCAACCACGGCUUUCCCAGCAUAAGUGGCGCGGACCUCGAACUGCAUGCUGUGACUGGCGGCUUCCGUGGAGGAGCGGCACUCAUGCCUUCGCGUUUUGCUCUGAAUGGCGCUGCGAUCGAUGCCGGCUGUUCAUCUCGAGACGAUGGCAGCUCUUCCUCGCCGGCCGAGAGGGUUGCACGGUUGGCAGGCGAAGCGUGGAAAGCGACAAGGCCGUCUGUCGUUCUUCUGUUGCGCACGCUUAUUCCUUCGCUGCUCCACGUGAUGCAGGUGCUGCCGGAUGCCUUCUGCGUUGCCUCCUUGCGUCACACAAUAUUGUCUCUCGCGGAGCUCUUUGGCGCUGAAGCAGGGUGUGUUCGAGCGGGAAAGACGCGAGCUUCCGAUAUGCCGAAGCCCGAAUGCGGGGGGGAUACUGCAUUUGUUUCUGCGGGGCGGAUAAUUCGUGUUAAGAACGAUAUCGAUCCCGCACCCUUGGGGGCUGAAAACUCCCGCGACAUAGACCUCCUUGCCAAGUCGCCCGUCUUUUUGGCAUCUCGCCUCCAGCCCGCGCUGCGUUCCGUUGCGUCUUGGUUGCUGUACGCACUGAACCAAGCUGCUGUGCUGUACGCAUCAGCGCCACAUGCAAUCGGUGCUUCGCUGAGGGCGGCGUCAGCGAGCGCGGAGACGAGCGCGGAGCCAAGCGCGGCUGAUCGGGCUCGGCGGGUUGUCUUCGAGGCCUUUGCACAGUCGGCGCCUGCUUUAGCGUCUCUUCAUUCGUUCAUUCAACGCAUGAGUGGAGGGCUGGUAAUGGCCGGCUCUUGGGGGCAUGGCUGUGCUGCAACAACGAGCUGCAGACAGACGCCCACACUCACUGGCGGGCACGCCGCCGACGGUAUUCCUCUUUUAACGGCACAGUUUUUGAGAUACGCCGUGUCAUUUGGCGCCCUCCUGCGAGCCGCGAGCACGAGCUACGAGCGGGGCAGGGUGGCGCGUGCACGCAACAUCGAGCGCCGUCUGCUGGAGUGCCUCUUGGGCGGACCCCAGCGAGCAACGGGGUCUCCUGCCGUAGAUGCCGGGCUCGACCGCACAUCUCAACGUGGCGUGAAGCCGGUGCCUGUCGCAGUGAGCAACUGGCACCGGGUGGAAGCCGCUUGCCCUGCUGUGGCCCGAGUCAACAAGCUGCAUACCAAGCUGGCAACCUUGCAACAUGCAUGGCUGCUUUGGCGCGCGGGAGCGCUUGCGGGUUCUGCAUCAGGAACUGCAUGCAGAGGACAUAGGGAUGCUGCCAACAUUCCCGAGAGGCUUUUCGCGCAGGUGGCGAAGAGUAGAGCCGCCGUAAUCACUGAGGCCACAGAAUGCUUAAUUCAGCAUCUUCACCUGGUCGCGCCCUUGUUCUCCCCGUUGCCAGUUUCUGUCACAUCGGAGACAAAGAAGCGCCCCGCGUCGGAGAACAGUGAGGAUGGAGGAGACGGGUGCGGACCGCAGCUGUCGAACAUCAAGCAUUGCUUUCCCCCAUCUUUGGUCGAGGGUUCUUCGGCGUUCGUCUCCUUUUGUUGGGAAAUGGAGGCAGCCACGCCGGCGAAGCGUGCGGGGGGUGCGAAGUCGGCCGAGAGGAUUCAUUCGUCACACACAGGGAGGACGCCCAGCGGCGAAGGGGACCCUGCAUUCCGCGACUCGACCAGACUGAGCCUGGAGGCUAUUUUGUGCACACUGUCUGCCUUGUUCGAUGCUGCUUCUGGCGCCGCGGAGACAACAGGUGCCCCUGUUGAGCGAAGCACUCAAGCGAACGCGACGUUCGGAAGCUUGGGAUCGCGAGUUGACGAUGACGGGGCUGAUGCGGGUAGGGAAUCUGCCGAUCUUCUGCAGGUUGGACUUCUAGCUGCCAGGAGUGUUGAGGCGGUCGCGGCCCUCGCCGGGCGUAUCUCAGAUGUUUUCGACGAUGCAGGCAUCAACGCGAAUACCACGCUGAACGCCUUGGGCUCAGCAUUGGAGAAGGCUGCGCUGGGCGGUAGUCUUGCAGCAGUUCCUCCCCAGCUGACUGCCGCAAAUGAUGGCAGGCUUCACUUGGCACACCUGAAGGCGGCUGCAUCCGUACCGGCGAUGCUAGAGAGCGCUUCGUGGACAGGGUAUACCUUCGAAAUGUGCGCUGAGAUGCUUGGACAUGCCACAGUUGCAGGGGCUCCGCACCUGGUGGCCUCUGCACUUAGGCUGCGGCGUCAGCUCCACUGGUUUGCAACGCAAGGGACUGUGCACAAGAUGUCUGCGCACGGGCCUUGGUCAAUGGAUAAGGCCACGCCGGCGAGCUGCGACGAGAUUUCCACGGUACUGCCAAGCGUGGAACUAAAUCGUUACCCGCAGAAGACAGACGAAGCAGUAAUGUGGCUACCGCUCCUCGGCUUCUUCAGGGCCCUGACCACCUCUUCUGCGAAGCACGGCGAGAGCGAGACAGAGGACGCUGAUCAGGAUAAUGCUACGCCGGGUUGUGAGCAAAGUGCGAACGAAUCAUCCGAGGAGUACUGGCUGCCGUCUCUCAUGUGUGAGAAGCUGACUCAACUGAUACUGAAGAAGACUCAGAUGCCCCAGACAGGAUCUCAGCAGCAGGGCCACACGACUGCCGAAGGCGAGAGCCAAGGCGUUUCGGAAGCUGCGGAGGUUUCAAGAUAUCUUAAACGACUGGCUACGGGAGCAGCGAUUCGCUUGAGCCCGAGGAGUUCCGAGCAGCUUCGCCCGGCUCACGUGGGACCAAUGCAGGCGGAGGGCGUAGUGAGCCGGCGAGAUGAAAAGCUGCCGGAGAAUAAGCUAAGGGCCCGCGCUGGGCUCUAUGCAGGCGGGGCCGCCAAGCUUCUUUCUGCGGUGCUUGCUCCGGAAAGCCGGCGAGAACUGUCCACGAGCGGUUACGAAGGACGCUACUGGCGCGGCGUCCUCGGCGUACUGCUGGGCCUGUGGGGAGCGCACUUGGCGGUGGCAGGCUCGGCCGAAGCGCUGCGGGAGCGAGGGACAAUGCGGGCUCUGGCGGGCGAGGUGGAGAGAGACAUUCUGCAAGUGGACGCUACAGUGGAGGCGUGGCGGAUGGUGGGACUGUUUAGUGGCGGAGUGAACGAUCGGGAUUCUGACGCGCCGGGCCCGCAGUCACGGACACGCGUUCAUGAGGAUGGCGUUUCGACCAGCAAAGAAGUAUCGGCUCGAGGCUCGGCGAGCACGACUCAGAGAGGCGCCGGUUUCAGGUUCACUUCUCCUCACACCACUGCACUGGACCUGUUGCUUCAGCAACAACAUCGGCUACAGCGUCUGGUGGCUGAGCUGAACCGUAGGAGCAAACACGACCGCUUUGAGGAGGAGGACGUCGAGAUCCCGGAGGAUAUUCUGCAGCUGAUCACGCAGCGCUGCUCCAGUGGGGCUGCGAGUAUUGCUCAGCCGGUCGAUCGCGAAGACUCCGCCACCCAGCAAGUGGCCUCCUCACGUAACAGCCGGCCUCAAGGAAUGGGGAGAGGCCCGGAGUGUGCACUGGCGCCGCGCGAAGAACCUGCGCAGGGGGCCCACGGCGGGCCGUCCGGCGACAUCCUUCCCAACGGUAUCGUGGUCGCAGCGUUCCGUGACGCAGCAGCGACUCAUGCGUACGACACGGAGCAACUGCAGAAACACGCCGAGACCUUCCUCGCGACAUCGCUAUCACCGGAAAUGCUGGCGGCUUCACCUCUUGAUUUCCUGCAGCCACUACUGGUGCCAGAAGGCUUUGCAGAGUUGCCGUCGCCCACCAGAGGCCCGCAGCAGCCUUCGUCGACUGGCAGCAUCCACUCCCUCGUCUCAGCCGUCGCGGGGUUGAAUGCGACGUGCCUCUCAUUCGUCGCAUCUCUAAGGUCAAAGUUUGCGACCGAAGAUCUCACGUCGCGGCUUGCCUUCUCCCUCUUGUUUUUCCUCCACGGUCUUCAAGAGGUAGUCUUGGCUCGCUUUUUGCUGAGCUGCUCAGAGUCGGCGCUGGGGCUCGUCUCUAGUUUGCGCACCGAGGCGGGCGUGCACGCGGAGGGGUCGCCCUCGCCGGAUACUGCCGUUGAGGGCUCAGUCUGCUCGCGCUUGAAUCCUCUGGCACUGACGCAUCGUUGCUGCACAGCUGUCGAUUUUGAGCGACCGCUGUUGCAGGUGGUGGACGCCAGUGCCGAAGCCACAUUUCCGUUCCGCCUGCCUUGUGGCUCUAGGCACGCCUGUUCGAGUCGAGGCAAGGAGCGCGGGACAGCGGGUGCCUCUGCGCCUCCGGUUGCCGCGUCUCCCGCGAGCUCCCCGGGAGAGAGGUCCUGUUUCGUUGGCGUGCCGCUUCUGCAGCAGGCUUUGUGGCUCGUGCACCGGGAGAGGGCAGCAAGGGAUGCUGGAGCGUCGAUACAUCCCGGAGACAACCACAUAACCACUUCAGGGGGCGCGAAGGAUGCAGACAGCUUCACAAAUCGAGGCGUCGCCUCUCUGUGGCCAGCGUACACCUUUGUAGGGACACAGUACCGAGAUGCCAGCUCAGCUGCACAGAGAGGCCUCCUGCUUCGUGUGCUGAGCCAACUCGCGGAGCAACAGGUGGCACUGCGCUGCCGGUCAGGGGAGCAUAAUUCCACGCACACCCGGGCAGAUCUACUCGCGCGUCUGUCUGAACUCGUCGUUGACCGAUCCGCGGUGCCCGCUGGAUCGCCCACGACUAUCGCCGGCAGACGGGCGGCUGCGAAGGCUGCUCGGCAAGAUGCAGCGCGAGAGGAGGUGGAGGAACUCUUCCCUUCAGGGGACGGAGGCGACUUGGGCGGCGGGGCCCUCGAUGAGCCAUCUGGAGAGACUGAAGACGCGGACAUGGAGGACAGCGGAGGCACGCAGUACACUCAGUGGUGCAAUACGACGGAGGUGCCCGAUACAGACGAAGCACAAGAGAAGGCUGAACAAGAGAGGGAUAACCGAUUCCUCGACCGAGUAGCUGAAUUGUGGCAGCAAGUUAUGGAGGUUGAGGGAGAGCGCAUGCAUAUCGUUGCAGCGGACCCAGCCCGUGGAGCGUGCACGAGGAAGACCGGACACAGUCCAGUGAAUGGACUAGGCACGCAGGCAAGCGAAGAACAGCUUCUGCAUUCAGGGCGCACCGCAAUGAUCGGGGCAUUUUGCUUGUCCAUCGUUUAUAAUCCUACGGAGACGCGUGGAAAGCAGACGAUCGCACCGCGUCUUACGCUCUAUUCGCUCAACGACGAGGCACUCGGAGCUCUUCACAUCCCAGCGACACUGGACUCAGACGCCGCCCCGUCGCUGCUCUCCCUUGUUCUCCAAGUCGCUUCACUCCUUCUUCCGUCAUCUCCAGUCGAGCUUGAGCGCGAAGAGCGGCAGCUCCAGGAACUGCUGCACGACGACCUGCUGGAGGAACAGACUGAGCUCGAGAAAGACCUUCCCCCCGAGGGCCCUCCCACUCAGCAGCAGGAGGGCGACGCGCAAUCGGAAUCGCAGCUUGCCACCAAGGGCGAUGCCAACGAGGCUCCCGACGGUGAGCCGGCUCCUACGAGAUACACCGCGGAAGAAGCUGAGCGGCAGUUGGCACUCGAGAGGCGGCAACGAGAACGCGAACGGGCUCGUAAGCUGCGAUUCACACAGCUCGUUUCCAGUGGCGGGCCAUGCGACGAAGGCCUGCGCGGUCAAAACUCUGCCGCUUGCUCGUUCUACUCGUCAGGCCACCCAAGCCUCCUUCGCGCGUUGUGGCCGGCGGUCGAGCGACUUGAAGCGGUGGCUCAGAUUUUCCUCCGUGUCCUCGAAGAGCACCCCGCACUGGAAUCUAUGCUGCAUCUCAUUGAGAAGAUCGCCAAGCUGCCGCUGCUACGAACGCCUCCCGCCGUCGCUGUAAACAUGCUGGAGGCCCUCUUGGACCGCGCCGAGACGUGGCGGCAGUCUAUAGAUCCCUACUACAUCGCUACGCUGAUUGAGCAGAACUGCCCCGAUUGGGACCUUCGGGCGCUUUUCGAGACGGACGUUGAGGAAAAGGGGAAGCCAACUGAAGAAGGUGCCUCUAGUGUGGCGCGCGGCCGGGAUAGCACUGCAGCGGACGCAGAUGAACAGUCGCGGAGAAUGGCGUACGAGAAAGAGGAACAGUCUAGACUGCGGGUGUCGCGGAUGCUUUUCCGCCGCUGGGAGUCGGCGGUGGCAGCAGUUCAGCGGCAGGUUGUGAUGCUGCGUCGGCGCCAGCUGCAAGAGUGGCGUUUCCUGCGCGAAUUCCGAGAGCAAAAGGAAGGCAGUGCAGCAGCCCGGUGGAUGCCGUUCCUGUGGACUGCGCAAACAGAGAAUCGAGGCCCAGAGCUGCCUGAGUGCGAAACGGAGCGCGUGGAGAACGCAGCCGAUGCCGAGACACAGCAUGGAACAACUCCAGCAGUUGUCGCCGGGCGUCUCCUCAGUGAAGCAGGAGGUGCUGCUGACCUGCUUGAACUUCUUCUGCAGUUCCUGCGGUCCUCGUCUCUCGGUCAAUGGGCGACACGCGUCAAAAUGCUGGAAGUGUGCGGAGCCAUGCGCAGGGAUCUAGGGUAUUUGUCAGAGACGUCGCUCAAAGCGGACGCAGGUGCAGACGCGCGCGAAGGCAGACCGAGUCUUCCCGCCGCCUGUGGGACGCCAAGCGACCUUUCGGACGAGUUCAUCAGGGAAUGGAGCGCGGCGCACGUGAAGGAGAGGAAGGCGGGGGCGCUUCUCCAACACCUCGCUCGCUUCGCUGUGGCUUCAGGGUGGAAUGCAGCAAUUGAAGGCGAACUGCGACGCGGAAGGAAGGACAUGGACAGACGCGUUCAUGAACUGGCGAAACUCACACGCUGGGAUAUGAACAACCGAGUGGCCAUGAAAGAGUCAAUUCAUCGGAGUCACUACGAGCUGAGAAAGGUCAUUAGGAAAUACGAGGAAGUUAUCGUUCAAGCGGCGGGCCCGACAGUACUGGCGACACCCACGGCGACGGCGCUUCUUGGCCGGAUCGUGACGUCUGUUCUGAACGGAUCUCUUCAGGCUGCGCUCACGUGGCCUGCUCAGGACGCGCCUGCGACGACAAGCUCGCCUGCAAGCUCUUCGAGGCUUGCGGGUAUCUUGUCGGAUGUCGUCGGCAGCGUUCCCCUGUUUGCCUCUGCGCUGAAGGCUGAGCUCCAGAAACAACCGAACGGCACUCUGGACAAGGCGCAGCCCGCGUGUGGAACGUCUUCGCACGCGCGGUCGGGAACGUGCGACUCUUUCAUCUGUCGACUAUUUGGCGGUACGGCGGUCGAGGACACGACGAUGACGGAUCUCGCCCAAGAGUUUAUGGCUUUCUCUUCUGACUUCACUCAGGCCAGGGAGAGUGUGGAGAGAGGAGCGGCUGCAAGCCAAGGCGCGCCUGGAAGCGAAGAUCAGGAGCAGGCGCAACCGCCAGUUCCGCCAGUGAGUCGGCAGCAGCUUCAGCGCAUGUAUUUGACAUUCAAACAGACACUUCAGUCGACCCUGAAGAUACCCGUUUUGCGCGGGGCGGCCACGCCGGCGCUCAUCGUUUUCGCGCUCUCGGACGAGACAGGGCUGCCUUCACCGGCUCCUCACCCUUUAACAAGCGGCUGCUUCGUGGAGGCUGUAGACCCCACCUCGUCCGCUGGUUCAGGUCAGACCCGAGCGGCGCCCCAGUCCGUGCCAUGUUCCUCGUGGGGCGAGGCGAACACAGCAGGAAGGCCCUGCUUCUCCUCGAGGCUGCUUCCCGAGCUCCUGGUCCCGACGUGGAGGUCGGCGUCGAGACACUGGUACCCUCAGUUGCAGCUGUUCUGGCAGCUCUUGCGCCUGGAGACCGUUCACGGCGAUGUGGCGCAGGACCGGACGCUUCUGCUCGGCCUGCUGGCCUCUCUCGUCCUUCACCAGAGUCAGCAGCGGCGCCGGUGCUGGACAGCGGCGGCAGACCUGCAGAGGGCAUUAGAUUAUCUGGAAGUGAGCUGUACGGGGCCUUCGGUGGCGCUCACCGCAGAGGCCUUCGGGCGCCUUCUGGAGGCUGUGGAACGCACCAGAGAAGCUCUGGAUCAAAGUCGAAUGAUUCUCCUCUCGCCCGCAGAGGCGAGCCGAUACCGAGACGUCGCACGCCUGGGCACGACGACCGAAGACGGCGAUUUCGGCGGGCGUAAGGGAGAAGAUCUGCGCACAGACUCUGAAAUGAGUGCCCUGAAGAACCAGCUGCAGGGGCCGAACUCGACAGAUACAGGCGACCGCUCUCAGCGGGGCAGCGUGGAGGAUCGUUCACCCACAGUCGACGGGCCGCAGGACAGCCGAGCGUGGGAGGCCGAGAGACGGCGCCUUGAGGACGCGCACGCAGUGUUGCGAGCUUGUGCAGAUGCCGCGCGACGAGUCCAGCAGCUCCUCGUGCACUCGCCGGAGUGGAGGGUGUUCCGCUACGAGGCGGACGACCACGACGUCUCAAAGGAUCUUCCAAGCUCUUGCAACAAAACGAGUGGUCUGUCUGACGCCCGACAAGCAGCUGUCCGCGUCCGGGUUUCUCUUCUGCAGGAGAUGCGAGAGCGAUGCGUGGAGAUUGAAAAGCGCCUGGUUGGAGAGGCAGGUGACAGUGCUGUAGCUGGCGAGCUGCCGUCAGCGGCUUUCAGUGGCCUGCUGAACUGCCUCAGACAACAGCAGGCUUGGAUCGAGGCUCCCCUCCGCGCCUACGAUAUUCAUUCGACGGCAUGCGCUCGCUUUGAACGAGACGCGUGCAGCACCCUGGUUGACUCGCUGAACGGAAUUUUAGGGUCCCACGCGGGCUCAUCGCCCUCGCCUUCAUCGCGCGAUUCAUCUCUCUUUGCUGCUGGAUGCACACCAGAGACGGCUUCGCAAAAGUCGUCUCCGGCUGAGGCUAGCUCGUCAGACUCUCAUCCGGUGCUUGAGCGGUUCCCUGUUCCUUCGCUAGAAGAGUCUUUCCCGUUCGCGAAAGUUCUCCGCUGUUGUAGAGCGUUCUCUCUUGACCUUCCUCCAGUGGCGUCUUUCGCGAGCCGCCCACACUCGGAAGGAGGCGAGCGCGAGGCAGCGCUCUGGAAGGUCUGCCAGACGACCAUGAGAGGAGUCGCACUCCUGCUAGUCGCGUUUGACUGCCUGGAGGGAACAAGCCGCAUCGGUUUGGGAGCGGCGCAACAGGUGCAGCUGCUGAUGGAGCGCGGCUGGGGCAGCGAUAACUGCAGAGGCAAGGAAGAAGAAGAGGCGACCGGCGGUCAGCGGGACGAAUGGGUCGCAGGCACCGGAUUAGGGGAGGGUACUGGCGAGAAGGAUGUCACGGAUCAGCUGGAAGAUGAGUGGCAGUUUGACGGGGAGAAACGCGGAGACGGCGAGCAAGGUGAACAGCGGAAGGACGACAAGAAUGAAAAGGAUAAGGACAACGGCAUGGAGGUCUCAUUCGACUUCGAUGCAGCUGCGAAUGCGAAACAGCCUGAAGAUAAGGACAAUAAGGGGCAGCAGGAGGGAAACGAAGAGCAAGAUGAGGUUGAACGGGAUCGGGGAAGCGUCGACCUAGAGGAGGGAGGCCAGCUGGAGAACAAGCGGUGGCAGGGAGGUGACUCUGACGAGGACGACAACGAACCAGACGACCCACAGGAUGACAAGGAGACAGGGAAGAAAAAGAAGGAGAAUAUCGAAGCUGACGGCGGAGAGACCGAGGGCGACACGCAGCUGCAGGCUGCUGACGGCAGCUCAGAUGAUUCACGACAGAAGAAGUCUGACAAGAAGAAAGACAAAAAGAACGACGACGGCCCGUUGGAAGACGAGGCGGACGAACAGGCUUCUCCGGCGAAUGAAGAACCUGACGCAGAGAAACCCGACGAAGAGACCCAGGACUACAGGGUCAAGAUUGACGACGGGAGGGAGGAGAAGGACGGUGCUGAUGGCGACGAGCCAGAAGAAGGUGGCAACGAAGACGCUGAGAACGCUGAAGAGGAAAACGACGCUCAAGACAAAGAAACAGAAACUGACACGCAGAACGAAGCCGAAAAAGAGUCAGGCACGCAUGAGGAAGACGACCAGAGCACACGCGAAACAGGUGAACAAAGCCAGCGAGGGGCUACCGAGGAAGGCGAAACUAACGAAAAGGAUGAUUUAGAGGUGGAUGAGGACCUUGUGUGCGACGACGGAGAAGAUCCCGUAGCGGAGUCGCAGGCUGAACAGCAGACUCGUGGGGAGCGGGAGGAUGACGAGAGCGCGGCGGCGGAUGAGGCGGAGGCACCAACUUCACGCGCCGAUCAGGAGGGAAACGCGCAGGACAGGGAGGAAGGCGAAACGAGAGAGGAGGCACCGGAAGAUGACGGAGACCGGGCGUCGAAUGCAGAGGAAAAUGAAGAGGAGGAUGAGCAGGAGCGCCACGGACAAGGUCUGUUGGCGUCACUAGAUGCCGAGGCGGACGAAGAGCCUCCUUCAGAGGACGAAUCCGAGCACCCGCAGCAAACAGCACAGGCAUCAUUGGAGGCGCCGUUCGGGGUGGAAGGCCAAGACAGUGCCAUCCAGCAGACGGACGCCUCCAUGUGGCCCCGGUCCUCCGGCGCGGACGCGGCGUCGUCGGUCAGCGCAGGCCUCGACCAAGACAAGGAGACGGUGCCCAAGGCUCGCACGGCUCGCGAUGCCGAGUUCUCGCAGACGCCCUCUGGUGGUCUCCAGCAUCCGUCUUUGCCGGCGAACCCGCUGGAAGGCGGCAGCAAAGAAGUUCGGCGAUGGCUAGAACGCGUGCGCCUCGUGGAGCAAGACAGCGCACGAAGCGACCCUUUCCUGGAGGAGGAGGAGAAAGAAGACGAAGGGAUGAAGCGCGCCGGACAAGAGAACCAGGAUGGAUCCCAGGAGCCUACGAGCGCUGAGCAGGGGGCCCUCUGCGAGAAGGACGACCAGGGAGAGGUGGAAGGCCUGGCGGAGAGCACCCGUUUGGAAGACAGCGUCACCAAGCAAACACGCCGAGAUCCGCAGAAUCAAGGUGCGGCGGGUGACGAAGCCGAGGAGGAGGAGGAUGGUGCCUCGCCAGGAGAAGAGUCAGUGCAGCACAGCGAGGACCAGGCCUCGAAGGUGCACCGGUCGUCUGCGCGCGUUGCUCCCGACGCGGAGCCGCCAGACGACGAGGAAAAAGAAACAGCAGGGGACGAUAAAAGCAAGUCCGUUGAAGAGCGCGGAAAAGAGGAACGUAUGGAUGACGCACCGCCUAAUCCACUUGAACAUCUCCGUCCCGGAGGCGAGGAGGAGGGUGAAUCCGGGGGCAUGCAAACGCAAGCCACCACGAAUCCUCGAGAGCAGGCGGAGAACACCCAGUUUGAAGGAGAACAUGAAGAGGACGGGCCUGAGAACGCCGAUGAAACGACAGAUGCAUUUAUGGACGGCGUACCAAGAAGACUGAAUGAUGACGAGGCGCGAGAAUUGUGGCAGCUGCACAAGACCGCGAGUGCGCCGGCAGCUGCCGCCCUCUGCGAGGCUCUGCGACUGGCGUUGGAGCCGACGAAAGCGGGAGGCUGGGAGGCCGGCUACCGAUCGGGGAAAAAGCUUCAUAUGCGCCGCGUGUUGGCGUUCAUCGCAAGCGACUACCAGCAAGACAAAAUCUGGAUGCGACGGCGGAGGAAGACCAAGCGCAACUACCGCAUCGUUGUUGCUGGCGAUAACUCCCGCAGCAUGAUGGAAGGUGGCGUCGCACGAAAAGCAUUAGAAGCUCUCGCUACGCUGUGUGGGGCGUUUAGCCUUCUUCAGGUCGGUCAGAUUGGCGUAUGCGCUUUCGGGGGAAAGGCGCCCGAAGUGGUCAUGCCUCUGUCCUCCGAAGUCGGCGGGGCGGAUGGAGCCCGCAUCGCCCAGACCUUCACGUUCAUGGAGGAGGCCAAGGAUAGCCAUGACCGAGCUGUGGCAGAUGUGCUCAAGAUGGCCGUCGGGUUGCUAGAACGCGAGGAUGCCGGUGGAGGCCCCGAAGGCGCUCUUAGCAUGAUUUUGAUUCUGACUGACGGUCGGUUCAACAAGAGUUAUGCUCGGCAAUGGGUUAACCUGGCCGUGGCUCGAGGCUACAUUCCGCUAGUGUUGAUCGUUGAUAACCCAGCUGCCGCACCAGCAGCGAGCGAUAACCAGGCGGACAAUGAGGGCGCUGGUCCAGGGGUCGGCAGGCCCCCGGAAAUCAAACGGGGUGCCGAGCGAAGCACAAGUAUCUACGACAUGAAGCAAGUUCUCCACGAGAGUGGAAACAUCCGCGUAAUCCCCUGGCUAGAGGAUUUCCCGUUCCCGUUCUACGCAGUUGUUCAGGACGUUCGGCUGCUGCCCACGGUUCUUGGGGACAUCGUUCGGCAGUGGGUCGAGGCCACAGCGUCUCGGUGGUAG